Meloidogyne enterolobii is the source of this 973-nucleotide messenger RNA. Lineage: Eukaryota; Metazoa; Nematoda; Chromadorea; Rhabditida; Meloidogynidae. The record is from the annotation of a GenBank genome assembly.
UUUUAUAUAUUAGAUAAUUUAUUUUUUACUCUUAAAAAUUUUUUCUGCCAUUUUUCUUCCAUUUUUUCUAUUAAACUUCAACCUUUCCUUUAUGUAGUAAUUAAUUUUAUUUUUCGCGCAUUAUUGUUCAUUUCUUUUAAAAAUUCUUUUUCUAAUCCAAUAUUAAAAUAAAUGACCCUAUUGUGUUUGAUUUUGUGGUCAGUUUUAUUUUUAUUUUCACACAUUCAAUCGUGACAGACAAAAAAAGAAAAAUUUAUUUUUACAAUUUUUUCGCGCGCCAGAUGCGUAGAUUUUUCAAGUUAUUUAUUUCUUUUUUUAUUUUUAGUCUGUUCGAGCUUUUCAAAUUUAUUUUUUAAUUAAUUCAUUAUCAACACAUUUUGACAUUUUUUGAUUUUUUAAAAUACCCAGAACCAGGGAUGGGCCUGGUUACCCGUAACCCUAGAGCCGAGACUUGGCCUUUUUUCGACCCGAAAUCCGAAACUGAUCCGAAGAAAAUUUUUUAAAUCCGAUCCAGAAUUCGACCCUCUGGACCUUCAAGGGCGGGUAUUUCGAGGAUAUGGAGUUUUCCCAUUUGUUUUGGGGUUUGGAACAAGUUAAGAUUAGAGUAAUAGGUGUUCCCCGUCUGGUAUAGAUAAUUAAAAAUUUUUUGUUUCGCCUCUAAAUUAAAAUUAUAACUAGAGCUAGCUAGGAUUUUUAGCUAGCUAAGAUUUUUAGACAAAUGCCUGUUUUUUCCCUAGAUAGGUCUGAAGCUAAAACGACCAAAUCAGACGUUAUUUUAUUGAAAUUUGCUUUCAAACUACUUUUAACGUUGCUAAAAUUACAUAUUUUGGCUUUUUCUUUAUGCCUUCUUUCAGCCUAUUUACAUAUUUUUACUAAAAAUUGCGCUAUUUUGGCAUUUUUUGAGAGCUCUAAUUAUUUAACACUAGGUGCCAGAAAUUCUUAUUUUCAAUUUCAGAUCAAUCCAGAAAAAUGA